AACUGAAACAAAUGCAGUUUCUCUCUUAGGAGACCCUUCAUUCACAUGUUCGAGGCAAAGCGCUCUCUCACUCCAAAAAAACUCUCUAAAUUACAAAAUCUCUACAAAUCCUCUCAACCGAAACCCUAAUUCUAAAGUCCUAGAUUUUACUUUUUUCCCCCUCAAUCGAAUCGAUUUUCCCCUUCCGAAAACCCUAAUUCGUUCCUCGCUCUGGAAGAUGGACAUCGAGCAGAAGCAAUCGGAGCUCAUCGACCACUUCGUCAAGCGAGCCUCCGCGGCCUCCGACGCCGCCGCACUCGCGUCCGUCCUCGUCGAAGCCACUUCUCACCCUUCUCUCUUCGCUUUCUCCGAGAUUCUCGCUCUCCCCAAUCUUCUGCAGCUUGAAGCUACUGAGAAUUCUGCUUAUCUUGAUAUGCUUCGGUUGUUUGCACAUGGAACAUGGAGUGAUUACAAGAGUAAUGCUGACCGUCUUCCACAAUUGAUAUCUGAUCAGAUCCUCAAGCUUAAGCAACUUACAGUUCUUACACUGGCUGAGACAUACAAGGUACUACCCUAUGACCAACUGAUGCAGGAGUUAGAUGUGACAAAUGUUCGUGAGCUUGAAGAUUUUCUAAUUAAUGAAUGCAUGUAUGCGGGAAUAGUUCGAGGAAAGUUGGAUCAGUUGCGGCGAUGCUUUGAGGUUCAAUUUGCAGCUGGUAGGGACUUGAGGCCUGAUCAACUGGGGAAUAUGAUACAGACUCUCUCUAGCUGGUUGACUACAUCAGAAAAUCUGCUUGUUUCAAUUCAAGAGAAGAUAAAGUGGGCUGAUGCUAUGAGUGAAAUUGACAAGAAGCACAGGAAGGAAGUGGAAGAGAAGGUAGAAGAAGUAAAGAAGUCCAUUUUCAAGAAGUUACACACUGUAAGCAGGCCGACAUCGACUUCAGAGGCCAUGAGGAGAUCUGCUCUGAAUCUGGUGGAGUGAUGGAUUAUGAAGAAGAUCGAAGCCGUCCAAAGAGGAGGCGGCAUCCAAUUUCUUGAAGAUUGUAGUAGAUAAAGGAGCUCAUUGGAGAUGGGUUCUUUAGUUGCUUGCCUGACUUUUAUUCAUGGCAUCAGCUUUGGCAGACAAGUAUAUCUCAUCGAUAUUACCCUUGUCUGUCACACCACAAAGCGACAUAGGAACAGGGGAAAAAGAGAGGGGGGGGGGCUGUUAAUUUAGGAAUUUGAUAGUGUUUCUUGAACCAUUAUUAAUCGUCUACUGAGUUGGCAAGAACAAGCUGAGAUGGUGGUGCGGCUAUUUAUUUUGGGUUGCUGAAUAUACUGUUUUGUUUUGUAUUAUGCUAUAUAUGUGCUGCCUCAAUUUCAUUGCUAUACUUUGUAUUCCAAAAAUUAUGUUAGAUAUGUAUUUCAAGGAAAAAUAUUGUGACCGCAGUUCCCGACAUGAAAAAUUCAAAUUUAAUUUUUGAAUGUGAAACAAUUGUGACAAAUUA
Molecule: messenger RNA, 1466 nt
Organism: Glycine soja
Lineage: Eukaryota; Viridiplantae; Streptophyta; Magnoliopsida; Fabales; Fabaceae
Product: COP9 signalosome complex subunit 7-like
Exons: 9
Coding region: 218-961 (247 amino acids)
Cellular component (GO): COP9 signalosome
Source: RefSeq, a predicted model, not a curated record